CAAUUCGCGCUGGUGACGGCUAACCAUCAAUUGGCUCCACGUUCAAAACACAGUUGGCUGUUGCGGAUGAAAAAAAUCGCCCGAUGCCUUGAUAAAUUGACAAGUGAUCGAUCAUCUGACUACGGUUGAGGCGGUUCGUAGAGCUCGGCCAGCCAGCUUCGCGGCUGAAAACCCCCGCGAUCCCAGACGAAGAUCGAUAGACGAUCGAUCGUUUUUCCGUGAGGCACGUUACUUUCACACGUCGUUCAUUUCCCCGCGAUCGUUCGUUUAAUUUCCGUUAAAUCGCGCCAGUUAUCCCGCCGCGAGACUCGACACCAUGAUCACUCUGCAGUCUCACAAUCAGGUGUUGUACCAUCUGACACAACUGACGUUAGCAGUGACUCCUAGAACGUCGUAUUCGAACCAGGUUAAGAAACGGGAUGAACAUAAAACCACUGAUGAUAUCUGCCCGAAUAGCCUCGAGGAGGCAACAAAGAAUUGCUCACAGUUACUGGAAAUAAUUCCACUAACUGCUUUGACUCCGUUAAAAAUGAAGGAGAAUAAGGUAUGCGUAUUGCUGGAUAACGCAGCUCUUAGCUUAUUUAGAAGACCUUUGGAAGAGAACAAUAAAUGGAAAGUGUCUUACUUAUCCGGCCUAAGCUUUACCGAAAACAAACAGGGCUUCCUCUACCAUCCACUAAAGGAGCCCAUUGUCUUACCUGUUACUCAUUUAGCAUCAAAACAACGUAGACUGUUGCACACGUGGUAUGUCAAGACGUCACACUGCAGUGACAUGCAAAUUCGCACGUUCAAGUCCCAGCGCAGCAUAAAGAUGGAACUGGAGCGAAAUCCAACUGUCAUAAGCAGGAUAAAGAAGUGGCUUGGCCUGUCCUCUAAUUUUCAUGUGGGUUUGAUGCACGAAGGGAAGAGUUCAGAUUAUGAAAAGCUGAAACAGGUCCUCAACAAUACCGAAGCAACGGCGGACGAGCAGAAGAGAAUAAAAAUUGCCUUCGUAGAAGGCUACGAAUCCGGAGUGCAGCGUCAGAUGCGAGGUCGAACGAUGUGGCUGAAGGUCCUGCAAAAUAUAAUAACUGCCUCCGCGGUCAUCCUUGUACUCUGGCUUUAUCUUAGCUACCCAGGAGGUGGGAUAUUCAAGCUUCCUAUGAGCCACAGGAUCGAAAUUGACCCUGAAGACAUCAGCGUCACUUUCAACGACGUUAAGGGGGUGGACGAGGCGAAACAAGAGCUCCUGAAUGUCGUGGAAUUCUUGAAGAAUCCCGGGAAGUUUUCCGCCCUGGGCGGAAAGUUGCCAAAGGGAGUAUUGUUAGUCGGUCCACCUGGGACAGGAAAAACCCUGUUGGCCCGUGCGGUCGCUGGAGAAGCUGGUGUACCGUUCUUCCAUGUGGCGGGUCCUGAAUUCGACGAGAUCCUGGUUGGUCAGGGUGCCCGACGUGUUAGAGAUUUGUUCAGAGCAGCGAAGGAGAAGGCGCCGUGUGUAGUAUUCAUCGACGAAAUCGACUCCGUGGGUGCGAAAAGAACGAAUUCCGUUCUUCAUCCUUACGCAAAUCAGACGAUCAAUCAGUUACUUUCCGAAAUGGACGGCUUCCGGCAAAACGAAGGUGUCAUCGUCCUCGGUGCCACGAACAGACGUAAGGACCUCGACAAGGCGCUGAUGCGUCCUGGUCGCUUCGACGUUGAGAUUUACAUCAACAAGCCUGAUUACUUCGGCCGCAAGGAGAUAUUGGACCUUUACCUAUCCAAGAUAUUGACACACGAGAUCGAUACGGUUUACCUAGCACGUUGCACCACAGGUUUCACGGGAGCUGAUAUUGAGAACAUGAUAAAUCAAGCUGCGUUACGCGCAGCAAUCGACGAGGCGGAUUGUGUAACCAUGAAGCACCUCGAGUACGCUAGAGACAAGGUACUGAUGGGCCCUGAAGGCAAGCUGAAGAUGCGCGACGAAGAAGUCAACCGUAUCACGGCGUUCCACGAAGCAGGGCAUGCUCUAGUGGCGUUUUUUACAAAGGAUGCUACGCCGCUUCACAAAGUCACCAUCGUGCCACGAGGGCCGACGUUAGGUCACACCUCUUAUAUGCAUGAGAAGGACGUUUACCACGUUACGAAGUCGCAGUUGCUAGCCAACAUGGACGCGAUGAUGGGCGGUAGAGCUGCGGAGGAAUUGAUAUUUGGGCCGGAGAAAGUAACAACAGGAGCUUCUUCCGAUCUGGCCGGAGCGACGAAGAUCGCGGAGAUGAUGGUGAAGAAUUACGGGAUGUCGGAGAAAGUGGGAUUUAGAUCAAUAGUGGAAAAUAAGAAAUUGUUUAGUAACGAUAACUCGUACGCGCCCAGCACGAACGAGGUCAUCGACAACGAAGUGAAGCGGCUUUUGCAGGAAUCGUAUGAACGAGCGAAAUCGAUUCUGAAAACCCAUGCAAAGGAGCACAAGCAACUGGCGGAAGCCUUGUUGCAAUAUGAAACGUUGGACGCGGAGGAUGUGGCUGCUAUAGCGAACGAAACCGGAUUCAGUAAACGGGAAUCGUCAACGGAUACUAAAAAAACAACAAGAGGAUCUUAAUGCGAGCACGAUCACUCGGG
Dinoponera quadriceps is the source of this 2574-nucleotide messenger RNA. RefSeq names its product ATP-dependent zinc metalloprotease YME1 homolog (gene YME1L). Gene Ontology annotation, biological process: mitochondrion organization; protein quality control for misfolded or incompletely synthesized proteins. Gene Ontology annotation, molecular function: ATP hydrolysis activity; metalloendopeptidase activity; ATP-dependent peptidase activity. The transcript has 13 exons. The coding region runs from base 317 to 2554 and encodes 745 amino acids. The record is from RefSeq and is a predicted model, not a curated record. NCBI's taxonomy places the organism in Eukaryota, Metazoa, Arthropoda, Insecta, Hymenoptera, Formicidae. Gene Ontology annotation, cellular component: mitochondrial inner membrane.